UGACAACAAUGAUAAAUAUGAUAACAAUAACGCGUUUGGAAUUCACCAGUUAAUGUUUACAGCAGCUGGAGCCAUAGGUGUGACUUCAGCUAUUUGGAUAAUUUUAGGUUUAUCUUGCAAAAGGUAUAUGUCUCAGGACGUUAAUGGCAAGGGAAACAGGACUGCUGAAGAACACCAGCAUACUGAUUAUAGUUCCAAUGAACCACAAUACAUCGGACCAAAAAACCAACUACCUGCAACGUCCACAAAUUUCAGUCGAAUGGAGAGAAGCACUCGGUCAUCAGCAAAAUCACAAUACUCAAGAAACAAGCUUCGAAGGUCUCAGUCGCUUUUAGAUGGAAAUGGUCAAUCCGACAGAUACUCAGACGAUUACAAUCAUUUAGAUUUUCAUAGAAAGUUCAAGUCACCCAAAAAACUUAAUAACAAUCAAAACUACAGCAAGUUAAAAAUAAUGGCACCACAUCGAUGCGCAAAUACCAACAAUGAGGACUUUGAAGAAGAAAGUAGCUAUGUUUCCCUUGUUCUAGAUGACACACUGUUAGUUUCAGUGUCAAACGCAUUGCAAAUACGACAGGAAGAUAUGGAUAAACAAAAGGAGCCUGACUGUAAUAAAACUGAAAAUGAAAGCAGAAGUAAUGGAGAUCACAAUAAUACAGACCUACCAACAUACUGCAAUGUAGAUGAAACUUUUUCUGACACUAGCAAUAGUAAUAUUGACAUACAGCGUGAUUUACUUUAUUGUACAGAUUGUAAUAUUGGCUUAACUAUCAAACUCUGAUAUAAAAAUAUUAAAUUUUCGAA
Molecule: messenger RNA, 801 nt
Organism: Saccostrea cuccullata (small rock oyster)
Lineage: Eukaryota; Metazoa; Mollusca; Bivalvia; Ostreida; Ostreidae
Exons: 3
Coding region: 53-778 (241 amino acids)
Source: RefSeq, a predicted model, not a curated record